This is a messenger RNA of Rattus rattus (black rat), 1637 nucleotides long. It is a transcript of the gene Pex11b, whose product is annotated as peroxisomal biogenesis factor 11 beta. Bases 92 to 868 code for a protein of 258 amino acids. The transcript is spliced from 4 exons. Lineage: Eukaryota; Metazoa; Chordata; Mammalia; Rodentia; Muridae. Gene Ontology annotation, biological process: regulation of peroxisome size; peroxisome fission. Gene Ontology annotation, cellular component: peroxisomal membrane. The record is from RefSeq and is a predicted model, not a curated record.
CCCUCGCGAAGCCCCGUUGCUCGCCCAGGAGGCGUGACUUGGGGCUGGAAGCAGGCGGGCUGAGGCGCCUUGGGCCCGGGCUGCCGCUGUCAUGGACGCCUGGGUCCGCUUUAGUGCUCAGAGCCAAGCCCGGGAGCGGCUCUGUAGGGCCGCCCAAUAUGCCUGUUCCCUUCUCGGCCAUGCUUUGCAGAGACAUGGGGCUAGUCCUGAGUUACAGAAACAGAUUCGACAACUGGAGGGUCAUCUGAGCCUCGGACGAAAGUUGCUCCGCCUGGGGAACUCAGCAGACGCCCUGGAGUCAGCCAAAAGAGCUGUGCACCUGUCAGAUGUCGUUCUGAGAUUCUGCAUCACUGUUAGUCACCUCAACAGAGCCUUGUACUUUGCCUGUGACAAUGUUCUGUGGGCUGGGAAGUCUGGACUAGCUCCCCGUGUAGACCAGGAGAAGUGGGCACAGCGUUCCUUCAGGUACUAUCUCUUCUCCCUCAUCAUGAACCUGAGCCGGGAUGCUUACGAGAUUCACCUGUUGAUGGAACAAGAGACUUCAGCUCACAGCAGGCGAAUGAAGAUUUCUGGAGUAGGAGUCUCAGGAUUAGAGACUGGGGGACCUGGAGGACCAGGGACUCCAGGAGGAUGUCUGCCACAACUGGCUUUGAAAUUUCGGCUCCGAAUCCUGCUACUGGCACGUGUCCUUCGAGGUCACCCCCCUCUUCUGCUGGAUGUGCUGAGAAAUGCCUGUGACCUCUUCAUCCCACUGGACAAACUAGGCCUCUGGCGUUGUGGCCCUGGGAUUGUGGGGCUGUGUGGCCUCAUAUCCUCCGUUCUGUCUAUUCUCACCCUAAUCUGUCCCUGGCUACGACUCAAGCCCUGACAGUGUGGUGUGAGAUAAGGAGGGAACCCAAAUUGAUGAGAUGGGAGCUGAGCCUGUCCCUGUGCCAGCCUCGUUCUAAUUAACUCCCUGACUGAAGUUAAAAUCCAGACACUUAGGGAUGAGGGGAGGAACCUGCCAAAGACAGGUCAGGAAGGCGAUGCCCAUGGGAAGACUCCAGCGCACCUCUGCGGUUGGCCUUCAGUUCCAUUGCCAGAACCUCUUUGCUGUCUUCCCUUUAUCUAGAUGUCUUGAGUCUAGUUAAAAGUUUGUUACCUUGAGACAGAAUUCUCUUUCUUAGUCUCUUGUCCAGAUACUUUUAAAAGAAGUGGGGAUUGCUCUUUGAUGGGGGAGCAUAAGUUAUGGAUGAUAAAGUGCUAAUUGUAUUCUUUUCUCUGAAACAGCAGGUAGCAUAUUUUUUCUCUUCCCUACUGCAUACUUUUCAAGGCUUUAUUUCAUGCCCAGCACACCCUUCCCCACACCUCUGCAGGCUACUUGAGGCUUCUUCCUUGGGUCUGCCGCAGCAGACUGUCUUCUGAUUCAGCACAGACCCUCCUCUGGCCUUCCACACUUUUCAGUUUCUGCGUAUACUUUGAUAUUAGAGUUUCCUUCCCCACGUGGUUCUUGCCCUUUCUUUAAUUAUCCACACGGAUGCUGUGUCUGGCCUCUUCCUGUAAAUACUGUACAAUGAUUCUUUGUAAAUAACUGGUCCUUGCCCACAGAGCAAGCGAGCCUUCCAGGCCAACAAAUUAAAGAUCGGUUUGCUCACUGA